AUGGGCUGGGGGCUGGACCCAGAGGAGGACAGAGAAGCAGUGGGAUGUGAGACUACUUCCAGCGGAUUGCCUGUCAAGUGGAGGUUCAGACACUGUCCCCAUAGGUCCUCUCCCUGCUGCCUUCCUCAUUGUAAUUGCGGGAUAUCAGUGACCCAUACCGGCCCUCCUAUCAGGGUCUCCCUGGCAAACACGGAUGUGUCCUUUAGCUGCAGAAUCCAGGACUUCCUAAGAAUCCAGGACUUCAUUUUCCCUGCUAGCUUCUUUCACGUGGAUAUCCAUGGCCAGAAAAGCUUGGAGAGGCCGAUUGACUGCCAACACAGUCCUGGCAUGGAGAACCAGACCAUGGACUGCAUGGUUAAAUUCAGCCUGCCAAAUGCAUCAGCCACAGGCACUUACUACUGCAUAGUCAGAGGACAGGAGACAUGUCAGAGCGAUGGCGUCUUCAUUCUGGUCAGAGACACAGGGUACCAGCCACCUUCAUUCAAGGUCCAGGAGGCUCUGCUGCUUAGCUUCACCAGCUUGAUGAGCGUCCUGGGUGUGCUGGGUACAGCACUGCUGCUCUGGAGGAAGAAACAGAUAUUAGUUCUGGGCAAGCACACUGGUAAGACCUGCCCUGGUCCCAAAUCCACCAUUGGAACCACAAAGCCUCCAGGAGAAUCCAUCUACACGUCCCUACAGCGUCGAGAGACAGAAGUCUACGCCUGCAUCGAGGGAGAGACUGGCAGCCCUGUAUCCAGCCAAAGCCCAGCCACCAAGAAGAAACUGAAUAGAUUUGAGAAUGACAACGAAUUUAACCUCGUAUAUGAAAAUCUCUAGGAAAAGUUCUACAAGCUCCGAGCCUUAUCCUGGAUUAGGACCCCAGAGUCACAGCUCUUGUCUGAGGACCUGCUUUGGCCCAGGAGUAGGGCCUUCAGGACAGGCCAUCACCUCACCUGCACAUUCUGGCCUCUCCCUACCUUGGCCUGGUCUGCUCUCACAUUCUGCAUCCCAGCCUGAACAGUUCAUGUCUCUGGGCUUUUGCCCAGGCUGCUCCCUCCAUCAAGAAUGCCAUUCCUGCCGGGCGGUCGUGGCGCACACCUUUAAUCCCAGCACUUG
Molecule: messenger RNA, 1095 nt
Organism: Arvicanthis niloticus (Nile rat)
Lineage: Eukaryota; Metazoa; Chordata; Mammalia; Rodentia; Muridae
Source: RefSeq, a predicted model, not a curated record